AGGGCGGCGGCGGCGGCACCGGGCGAGGCGGCGAGAGCAGCGGCGGCGGCGGCGGCUUUGCGAGUCCCAGGGCAGGGGCCGGCCAUGGCGGAGCCGAGCCCCGAAGAUCCCCCUCCGAGCCUCAAAGCCGAGACGCAGCCUCCGGAGAAGCGGCAACGUACCAUCGAGGACUUCAACAAAUUCUGCAGCUUCGUCCUGGCUUACGCCGGCUACAUCCCCUCCUCCAAAGAGGAGAAUGACUGGACGCCAUCCGGCUCCAACUCCCCGCUGCGUCCGGAGAGCGUGGUGGACAGCGACGGCUGGGAAUCCACGCAGUCGGACCUGCACACCAUCGAGACCUUCGUCAAGAAGGCCAAAUCGUCGAAGAAGAAAGCGGCAUUCCGGCGCCUGAAAUCCGACAGCUCCUUGCUGGAGAAGAUGAAGCUCAAGGACUCCCUUUUCGACUUAGACCCAGUGGGGAAGCAGCCGCCCCCGUUAGCCGGGCCCAAAGUCGCCACCGACAAGAAGAAGGACAAGCGGAACCGAAAGCCGCCUUGGAAGCCGGGGCCGCCAAGCGGAACCGGAGCGACUCUGGGCGAGAAACGCUCGCGCAUCAAAAAGAGCAAGAAGCGGAAGUUGAAACGGUCGGAGCGCGGCGAAAAGCAGAAGCACAAAGCCUCCGUGAGCGAGACGGACUCGGAAGAGGAGGAGGAGGAGGAGGAGGAAGAAGAGGAGGAGGACGGGGCGGGUCCUCUGCGGCCGGGCGGGGAGGAGGGGGCGGGGGCGGCCACGGCACGGGUCUCGGUCCAGGCGCCGCCAGAGCUGCUGGCCACCACUUUCCCCAUUAAGCUGGAGGACACGGAAGGGAAGGAGGGAAUCAGCACGGAGACCAGCCAGGACGGGGAAGGGAGCUCCAGCGAAGGCGAAAUGAGGGUCAUGGACGAGGACAUCAUGGUGGAAUCAGGCGACGACUCGUGGGACCUCAUCACCUGCUACUGCCAGAAGCCAUGCGGGCGGCCCAUGAUCGAGUGCAACCAGUGCGGCACCUGGAUCCACCUCUCCUGCGCCAAGAUCAAGAAGACCAACGUUCCCGACAUUUUCUUUUGCCAGAAAUGCAAAGAAACCUCGCGGAAGCAGGCGCUGCUGGCCCCUCAGCCCCCCACGGCUCUCAGCGCAACAGUCCCCCCAGCGUCGCGGGCAGGCGGGGGGGAGCCCUAGCACAGGAGGGGGCCGUGGCUCUCGGUCGGGCUUUCGUCCCGCAGAGGAAACAAAAAAAACAACAACACCCAAGACCGUGGACGGAGCGGAGAGAGAGAGAGAAAGAGAGGGGAGAGGGGGGCCUGCUCUGGAUUGGGGUCCCCUUUGAACGUCGGGGCCCGAAGACGAGGCGCCAGGCCAGCGGAAGUGGCGACGACGACUCCGGCGUUUAUUAAAAAAAUUGGCCGAUCCCGGCCAGGCUGCAGCCGGCCCUUCUGGCCUCAACCCACCCCCCCUCUCUCUCCUGCCCGUGGGCUCGAUCGGGCGUUCAGGCGAUCGGGAAAGUCCCCUUGUCCACUCUUGGGCCGCCGGCUGUAAGGACAGCCGGGGGGGGAGGACGGGGGACGAUGACAACGGAUGGUUUCCUUUUGGACUCUUCCUCUUCCUCUUUGGUCCUGCUCCAUCUUUUUCUUCUUCUCCUUCUCUGUAAAUAGAAGACAAAAAGGUUUUGUUGUUUUUUGUCCGUUCCCCCCCCCCUUCUUUUCCUGGUUUCGUUUCCCCCGGCACGGUCGGUGUUUCUCGGUUGGGAAGGUUUUUCUGAUUUUUUUGGACACGUCCGAACCUCGGUUGAUUUCGGCCCAGGGUCUGAGAGGCAAAAGAGGGACACAAACACACCGAUUUCUUUGGUUGUGCUUCGAAGAGGGGCACAGUUUGACUUUGUCCCCAUUCGUAUUGAGACUUUUGAACUGGCAGUCUCCAAAUGGGGGCCCUUUGAAGACUUGCGGA
Molecule: messenger RNA, 1962 nt
Organism: Pantherophis guttatus
Lineage: Eukaryota; Metazoa; Chordata; Lepidosauria; Squamata; Colubridae
Gene: PHF23
Product: PHD finger protein 23
Biological process (GO): positive regulation of protein ubiquitination; negative regulation of autophagosome assembly; negative regulation of autophagosome maturation
Cellular component (GO): nucleus
Source: RefSeq, a predicted model, not a curated record